Messenger RNA from Malassezia vespertilionis, 10617 nucleotides. RefSeq names its product transcription-associated protein 1 (gene TRA1). The coding region runs from base 1 to 10617 and encodes 3538 amino acids. The record is from RefSeq and is a predicted model, not a curated record. NCBI's taxonomy places the organism in Eukaryota, Fungi, Basidiomycota, Malasseziomycetes, Malasseziales, Malasseziaceae. Gene Ontology annotation, biological process: DNA repair; regulation of DNA-templated transcription. Gene Ontology annotation, molecular function: protein binding; transcription coregulator activity. The transcript has a single exon. Gene Ontology annotation, cellular component: nucleus; SAGA complex; NuA4 histone acetyltransferase complex.
AUGGCAGGCGCGGAGGCUGGCAGCGGGCGCCCGGCGAAUCCGCCGGACCCUGUUGCGUUUGCAGAGCGCCUCGCCGAUCCCGAUCUGGACUACCGGGAAAAGGCUGGCGUGGUGGCGGACAUAAAAGAAAUGAUCGAAGUGUUUGUGAACGUGGACUAUACCCACUUUCUGAAUACUGUGCUGCCGGUCCAGAUCGAGCUACUUGAGAGCACCCCGUGUGCGUUUGUGUCCGAUGCACCGGAGCAAAGACUGCGACACGGGAUUAUUGAGGCGAUCUACCGGUAUCCACAGCACGAGGCAGUGCGCUCGCACGCCGAGCGCUUGAUGCAAGUUAUGCUGCGCGCUGUACAUGAAGAUAACGAGGAGAACGCGACGGUGGCAUUCAAGGCCAUUAUUGAUUUGCACCGCUCCUUCAAGUCCGUGCUCCAGCCUCAGGUGCAGCCUUUCCUUGAGCUGGUGCAGAAGCUGUAUUUGAAUAUGGGCAACGCAGUCGCCGAAGCGUUUGGCACGGAGCGCACGCCCGGCAAAGACAUUGCGCCUGCCGAGACCUCGGAAGGGAUUCUUUCUCUAUCCGGAGAGCACGCUGAAGAGCCUGCGUCGAAAGCGGCGCCACGCCCGCUGCUGAAAAGCGCGCAGAGCUUUAAAGUGCUGACCGAGUGUCCCAUUGCGAUUGUGCUCAUCUUCCAGACCUAUCGGAACGUGGUGAACUCGAGCAUCAAUGUGUUUGUCCCGCUCAUCUUUGAGCACUGCCUCAUGCUCCAGGCCUUGCCGCAGAAACAGGCACACGAGGCGGCCAAAGCGCGCGGCGAGAUCUUUUGCGGUGUCGCACCGGGCAUCAAGCAUCGCGCAUUGUUUAGCGAGAUGGUCACUGCGCAGGUCAAGACCAUGUCUUUUCUUGCCUACGUCCUGCGAGGCAGUGCUCCGAUCGUGCGACACUAUGUAGCGCUCUUGCCCGAGGUGAAUGUGCGCCUCCUCAAAGACUGUCCUCCUGAAAAUGCAGUGACGCGCAAAGAGCUUCUCGUUGCCACACGCCAUAUUCUUUCUACGGAUUUCCGCGAGCAUUUUGUCGGCCAGAUCGACACGCUCCUCGACGAGCGCGUCAUGCUCGGCAUUGGCGUCACUACCCGCGAGAUGCAGCGGCCGCUCGUGGUGAGUAUGCUGGCGGACCUGAUGCACCAUGUCCGCCAGGAGCUGACUAGCGAGCAGAUCGUGCGUGUCAUCAACUUGCAUGCUCAGCUCCUGCACGAUCCGACGCUUGCACCGAGUAUCCAGACCAUGUGUGUAAAGCUGCUGCUGAACUUGGUCGAGACGAUUGUGAUGAAGCACGCCGAGCACUCUGUGCCGAUGCUGCGCGGCAUCUUUGAUACGUUCCUGGCCAAGCUGCCCGAGCUGCACAGGCUUGGACAGGACUAUCGCGAGAUGCGCAAGCUGAACCACGAGUCUCUUGACGAAGAAGAGCACAGAGUCGACGAUGAGCACGAGGUUUCGGAACUUCCCGCGACGAUCGAGCCCAACGACGCGGCGAUGGACGCGGUGCGGAUUGAGCAGGAAAAAUGGGUGCAAAGCAGCGUCGCCGUGCUGGAAAACGUGACGGACCCGUUGAAGAAUGCACGCUUUUUGUUCCGCAACCUCUUGUUUGGGUUCAAGACGCUGAUCACUGUGCUAAAGCACCGCAACGUGCCAGAGCCCGACGGCGACACAAUGGGCCGCGUCUUUGUCGGCGGCGUCCACUGCUGUCUCCUGCAGACGCAGCGCGACGGGCGCGAGGAGAAAGAUGUGAUCGACCUCUUUACCAACAUUUUCAUUGAUCUCCAGCCCGAAACGUUUUACGAGGUCUUCUCGACACACAUGCCAUUCCUCUUCCACGAGAUUCUCCGCUCCCCCGUCCUGCUCGGCAUUCCGCAGAACUUGCUGUCCAACGACGCAGUGUCGCGCCUCUUUGUCGAAAUCUUGCUCAAGUUUUUGGUCGGGCGCUUGGACGAUCUCGGGACGAGCGACAAGAAACUCGCCUCGGUGAGCUUGCGCCUUUUCAAGAUGGCAUUCAUGGCCGUUACCAUAUUUCCAGAAGAGAACGAGGCCGCGCUGCAGCCGCACUUGUCGCACUUGAUCAUGCACUCGCUCAAAUGCGCAUCGCGCACCCAAGAGCCGACCAACUACUUUCUGCUCCUUCGUGCGCUUUUCCGCAGCAUUGGCGGCGGCCGCUUUGAGCUGCUGUACAAGGAUGUGCUGCCCCUGCUUUCCGUCCUCCUCGAGAAGCUCAACCUCCUCCUCGACGCGGCAGAGCCAUCGAAGCGCGAGUUGUUUGUCGACUUGUGCCUCACCGUGCCCGUACGCCUCAGCGUGCUUUUGCCCUACCUCGACCAGCUCAUGCACCCUCUUGUCCUUGCGCUGCAAUCCUCGCCCGAGCUGGUGAGCCAAGGGCUGCGCACCCUCGAGCUCUGCAUCGACAAUCUUACCCAGGAGUUCCUCGACCCCAUCAUGGCGCCCUACAUCCAAGAUAUCAUGGCCGCGCUCUGGACGCACCUCAAACCGCUUCCCCACAACUACCAGCACUCGCACACGACCAUGCGCAUCCUCGGCAAGCUCGGCGGGCGCAACCGGCGCUUUUUGCAGCAGCCGCCGCGCCUUGCAUACCACGCGACGAACCAGCCGCAGAUUACGCUGCACAUCAACGGCACGGAGCAGUCGCUUGCGCUGAUGCCCGCCAUCGACACCGCGCUCCUCCAGAUCCACAACCCAGAGACCAGGUUGCAGCGCGAGGCGUACGACGUGCUCACCGCCUCGGCCAUGGUCCUGAUCAACAGCGCAGACAGCGACCAGCGCACGGUUUUGCGCAAGGUGCUCAUUGGUCUUUUCUGUGCGGCGCGGGGCGCCAUGCACGACGAAGUGCGCACCUUUUUGCACAACUGCUACGCGCACGCCCUUGGCCACGAGAUCCACCGCGAAGUGCCCAUGCGCCAGACAGCCGGACAGCGCCACUUGCUUCCGCUCACGCUGGUCAUGCUCGAAGCCAUGGUGCGCUCGCUGGACGGCGUCGAUUUGCGCGGCGUGCAUCCGCAAGUUGAUAUUAUGCUCGCCAUUGUCGCCGACUUCCAAGUGUCGUGCGAACGGGCGCCUGCGACGCGUCCAGGACUUGGCCAUACUGUCAUGCACGCUCUUGCGAGCGCCUUUUGUUCGCUGUGCUACGAGCAGCAUUGGCACCGCCGCCUCGGUGGCUGGCUCGGCAUCGAUACGCUCGUGCGCCGUGCCAAGCUCGGUGCGCUUUGGACUGCGGACCAUCAGCUGGAGAUGGUGCGCGCGCUGCUCUUCAUGCUCAAAGACAUGCCGAGCGACCCGCCAAAAGAGAUCCAAGGCAUCAGCCAAACGCUCUACUUUAUCCUCGAGCAGUCCUACGGCGAGGCACCCAAGCUGCGCGCGGAAAAAGAGGACGCGAAAAAGCCGCGCGGCUACAGCGACCACCCGCCGCACCUUUCGCUCCUUGUCGGCAUUCUCAUCCCCGAGCUCUCCUGCGCGAACGAAAUUGCGCGCGAAACGACGCAGGACGCGCUGGAGCUCCUCGCGCGCUUGAAAGAGUGCAGCGUGACGGAUUUGCUCGCGCCGCAGCGCGACCGGCUUCUGCUGCCCAUCUUUACGAAGCCGCUCCGCGCGCUGCCUUUCGGCAUGCAGAUCGGCCACAUCGACGCCAUUACCUACACGCUGCAGCUGCAGCCGCCGGUGCCCGAGUUUAACGAGGAGCUUUUCCGCGUGCUGACCGAGGCGCUUGCCCUCGCCGACGCCGACGACCAGGCAUUGAUUGGGCGCACUACGCUGUACAAGAAUGUUGUCGCCGUCACCAAGCUGCGUGUGGUAGCGAUUCGCUUGCUUGCCGCUGCGAUGCAGUGCCCCCAGUUCCUUAAGCAGGAGCACACGGCGAUGCGCAUGCGUAUUAUCAGCGUCUACUUCAAGUGCCUCUACUCGAGCAGCGAAGAAGUGGUCACGAUGGCGUACGAUAGCCUUAAAGCAACGCUUGCGCAGCAGAGCAAGCUUCCCAAGGACCUUUUGCGCAGCGGCCUGCAGCCCAUCUUAAUGACGCUCGCGGACAGGAAUCGCCUGACCACCGCCGGGCUCGAUGGCUUGGCGCUCUUGCUCCAGCUCUUGACCAACUAUUUCAAGGUGGAAAUUGGCAUCAAGCUGCUCGACCACCUCACGAGCCUUGCCGAUCCUGCGGCGCUGCGUCGCGCCGCCGGCGGCUCGCUCGAGUCCAGCGAGCUGCUCAAGACGCUUACUUCCAUCGUGCGUGUCUUUCACCUGCUUCCCGACACGGCCUACCAAUUCCUUCCGCGCCUUCCCAUGUACGUCGCAGAGAUCGACGCGCAUCUCAAGCGCGUGGGCCCAACGCCGUUCAGCACCACACUUGUCCCGUACCUCGACCGCUUCGCCGAGCACGCCAUCUGCUACUUUUUCGAGGCGGACCGCUUGCAUAACGCCAAGCUCUUCCGCGUCCUUCGGCUCGCGCUGCAGUCCGACAGCGGCGGAGCGCUGCGCGCCGAGCUCAGCGAGAAGAACGAGCAGUACUUGAUGCCGCUCCUUGCCUCGCCCGCCGUCCCGGACAAGGUGUUCUGCGCUUUGCAGCUCAUUCAGCAGCUUGUUGCGCACGACGAUGCCUGGCUCGCCGCGCACCGCCACGUCGCCGAGCGCCUCCUCGCACUGUGGAAUGCGCCUGAAAUGCACGCGCACCGCCGCGACGAGGCCAAUGUCUUGUACGCCCAGCCCGAAAGCACACCCCUCUUCGUGGCGCUCUUUCACGCACAGCUGCGCAAGGAGCCCAACGUCGACGUCUACUUUGCGCUGCUGGACCUCUACACGUACCGCCAGCCGCGCGACUUGACGCCCAGUGUCCGAUUCGUUUACGAGCACGUCGCUGUGCACGGCAGUCUCGAGACAAGGCGCGCGGUGUUGCACCGCGCGAUCCGCGCGCUGGGCGAGCCGAGUAUUGCGACGCCGCUCAAAACACAAGCGCUGCGUGUCUUGGCCAAUCCUAUUCUUGUGGCGUCGGCAUGGGGCGACGCGGGCGUGCUCAACAUGGAGCUCGUUACCUCUGUGGCGAAUGCUGUCUGGAAACAGGUGCAGGUGCCUGGCAAUGGCGGCUUGCUCUGCGACGACGAGCUGCGCGUGGAGCUUCUCACAAUGUCCACGCACAUUCUCCAGCGCGGCGCCGCGCUCCUCGCAGCGCAGGGCCAAAUGAAGCUCGACGCGAUCAAGUUUGGCUGGGCCAAUUUGUCUGCGGAAGACAUUACUGUAAAGUACGCCGCGUACGUAUUUAUUGCGCGCUUCCUCCACGAGUUCGAGAGCCCGCUCAAGAUCGUCGGCCAGGUGUACAUUGGGCUUUUGCGCCUGCACCACAGCGAAGGGCGCGCGUUGGUGCGCAAAGCACUGGACAUUUUGGUGCCUGCGCUCCCCGCCCGCGUGCCUGCGAAGCCUGGCCAAGUCCCGCUCUGGGUGAAGUGGACAAAGCGCACACUGCUCGACGAAGGACACAAUGCGCCGCAGCUCUGCGCUAUUCUGCAGCUCCUCGUGCGCUACCCCGACCAGUUUUACGCAUCGCGCGACAUGUUUGUGCCCCACAUUGUCACGAGCCUCGCCAAGCUCGGCCUUGCGUCGAGCGCGAGCGCGGAAUCCAAGCGUCUCGCCGUGGAUUUGGUCGACCUGCUCUUUGCGUGGAGCACCCCCGAAGAAAGCCCACGCAAGCGCCAGAAAACAGAUGCGGAGGCGUAUGCCAUUCCCAUGCAUCUGCGCGAAAUGACCAUGGGCUUUUUGGUGCGCUUUGUCUCGCUCUCUCUCGAGCCCAUGGCCAAGAACGAGGUGACGCACCAGGCAUUUGCACUGCUCGAAAAGGCAUACGCAUCCGACGACUGGAACAGCGCCCAAGUCCGCCUCGCCAUCCUCCAGCGCUCGCUUGUGCACACCGACAUUACCGAGCAGCACCUCGGCCCGAUUGCCAAUGCACUCGCGACGCUCGAUGUGCUCUGCCGCGGCAAGAAUGACGCGUGGUUUGCAAAGUACAUUGCACAGCUGCACAAGCUCCUCGAGCGCACACUCCACUCGGACAAGCCCGUCUUGCUCGACGCGGUGUAUUCGGUGCUGGAGCGCAUGGUUGCAGUGGCAGAAGAGAGCGAAGAGGCGCAGGCAUUCUCCAACUUUGCCGAGAACCUCGUCCAAGAAGGGCUAAAGAAUGGCACCAACAUGUACGGCAUCCUCGCCGUGUUCCGCGCUUGGUCCACCGCCAAGCCCGCCGUGUUCCACCGCUACCUGCAGCCGCUGAUCAAGCUCUUGACCAAGCUGACCAAAGAGCACAUUGGCGCGGCGCUGAAUGCAGGCGCGACGCUCGAGCCCACCGUCGACCUCUUGAUCCAGGUUUUGGGGCUGUUAAAAACAAGCGUCGCGCAGCUCGGCGACCAGCGGCGCUGGUUCCUCAGCGCGCUCGUGCAGCUCGUGGAAAAGUCGCCGAGCACAGAACUCGCGCGGUUCUUGCUGGGGAUGCUGCGCACCUGGGUGCUCGACGCGGACGAAGCGUUUCCCACCGUCAAGGAAAAGGCCGGCAUCCUGCUCAAGAUGCUCUGCUUUGAGCAGCGCAGCGACCAGACGCUCUUCCGCGAAUUUCUGGAGCUUAUCCUUGCGAUUUACGAGCGCCCGGCGCUGAUGCGCAGCGAACUCACAGCGCGCCUCGAAGGCGCGUUUCUGCGUGGGUGUCGCUACAAAGACGACGACGUGCGCCGCGCUUUUAUCGACAUCUUUGACAAGUCGCUCACCCACGCUGUCCCUGCCCGGCUGCAGCACCUGCUUGGCUACCAGAGCUGGGAAGCGCUGGCGGAGCACUACUGGCUGCACCAAGCGCUCGACCUCGUGCUUGCCGCCGUGGAUACGGGCCAUGCGCUCGUCCAAGCAGAGCACGGCGCCGAGGACGAUGCGUUUGCGGCGCAAAUGCGUGCAGCGACGCCCAAAGCGUUCCUUGCCGCGCUCCGCACGCUGCAGUACCACGACGUGCAAGCGGCCAGCGAUCUCUGGGUGAGUCUCUUUGCGUGCAUAUGGCGCGCCUCCUCCAAGGCGCAGCAGUCAGACUUGAACCGCGCCAUGAUUGGGUGCAUGGCGCGCGAUUAUAUGAUGCGCCAGGCCACAGCGCGCCCCAAUGUGGUGCAAACGCUGCUCGACGGCGCAUUGGCGUGUGCGCCCGCGCUGGAGUUGCCUCCGCACGUGGCAAAGUACCUCGCCAAGACGUUCCAGGCGUGGUAUGCAAGCAUGGAGCUGCUCCAGCACCAGUUGGUGGCGCUGAGCAGCGACGAUGCAGCGCGCGAAGCGACGCAAGACGCGCUGACAGAAGUCUACGCCGAGCUCUCCGAGGCCGACUACUUCUACGGCCUCUGGCGCCGGCGCUGUGUCUUCAACGAGACGAACGCCGCGCUGGCGUACGAGCAAAACGGCAUGUACACCGAGGCGCAGUAUCUCUACGAAGCCGCACAAGUCAAGGGGCGCACAAGCUGGCUACCGCUCACCGAGGCCGAGUACAGUUUAUGGGACGACCACUGGAUCCUCUCUGCGCUCGAGCUGCAGCAGUGGGAUAUUUUGUCCGAUCUCGCCAAGCUCGAGGGCAACGACGACUUGUCGCUCGAGUGUGCAUGGCGCCUUGCGGAUUGGACUUCGGAUCGCGCGCACCUCGAGCAAUCGCUGGAGAGCCUUUCUGCGACGAGCACUCCGCGCCGCAAAGUGUUUGAGGCGUACAUUGCGCUGCUCAAGUCCCAGGCCGCGCCGGAGAAGCCGUCAGACUUUGGGCGGAUCUGCGACGAGGCGAUCCAAAUGACGCUGUACAAGUGGCACACGCUGCCGAAACACGUCUCCCAAGCCCACGUUCCCCUCUUGGAAAUCUUCCAGCAGUUUGUCGAGCUGCAAGAGGUCAGCACUGUGUUUGCAUCCCUUGCGCACACCAAUGCAGCCAACUUGAACCACCGCUCCGCAGAGCUCAAGACGCUGAUGCAAACCUGGCGCGAGCGCUUGCCCAACUUGUGGGACGAUAUCAAUGCGUGGAGCGAUCUGGUCGCGUGGCGCCAGCACGUCUUUAGCUCUGUGAACAAGGCCUACCUCCCGCUUGUCCCGCUCAUUCAGCGCACCGAAGGGCCUGGCUCGAGUACCAAUUCUUACGCGUACAGAGGCUACCACGAGACUGCGUGGAUCAUCAAUCGGUUCGCGCACGUCGCGAGGAAGCACGGCUUGGAUGACGUGUGUAUCUCCUCCCUCACAAAGAUCUACACACUCCCCAACAUUGAGAUCCAGGAAGCGUUCUUGAAGUUGCGCGAGCAGGCGCGGUGCCACUACCACAAUCCCAGCGAGCUGAACCAGGGACUGAAUGUGAUCAACAAUACGAACCUCAUGUUUUUUGCCGCCGCGCAAAAGGCCGAGUUCUUCUCGCUCAAAGGCAUGUUUCUUAACAAACUCGGGCUUGGCGAGGAGGCUAACCAGGCGUUUGCCACGGCAAUCCAAAUGGACCUCAACCAGCCCAAGUCCUGGGCAGAGUGGGGCAGGUACAGCGACCGUCUCUUUGCCGAAAAGCCCGCGGCAAUGUACCUCGCUGGAAACGCAAUCAGCUGCUAUCUGCAAGCCGCGGGAUUGUACAAGAAUGCCAAGUCGCGCAAGAUACUUGUGCGCAUCCUUUGGCUGCUCAACUGCGACGACGCACAAGGCACACUCCGCCAAGCGUGCGACAACUUUGCCGGGGAAACGCCGAUCUGGUACUGGAUCACGUUUAUUCCCCAGCUCUUGCAGCUCCUCGCGCAGAAGGAUGUCAAAUUUGCGCGCAAACUGCUCAUGCAGAUUGCCAAAUCCUUCCCGCAGUCGCUCUACUAUUACCUGCGCACUACCCGCGAAGACCUCAUGCUGGCCAAGCGGAAUAGCGUCGCAGCAGCACAGCGCGCUGCGGCGCGGCAAAAACAAGGGGACAAGCCCGACGAGAUCCAGCCAGAGAAGCCCGAAGAGAAUGGCCGGAAUCCAUGGGAUCACAUCGACGAGAUCCUCAACAUCCUCAAGACAGCUUUUCCGCUUUUGGCGCUCACCAUGGAAAACAUGGCCGACCAACUGCAGCAGCGGUUUAAGCCGAGCAACGACGAGGAUAUUUACCGCCUUACCAACGCUCUUUUGAACGAUGCAUUGCAGCAGUACAUCCACCGCGCACCGCUAACGACGGACAAUGGACAGCUGCCGCACACGUCGCAAAUGAAUGUUACGCUCUUUGCCGAGAACCUGCCGCCAGGGCCGCUCAAGACCGCAUUUGAAAACGACUUUGUGCGCAGCAAACCGACGCUGCGCGAAUAUGUCGCGCGCUUGCAGCGCUGGCGCGAUCGGUACGAAGAAUCGCUUGACAAACGGCCAAAGCGGCAGCACUUGGAGCACUGCAGCCACUAUCUGGUCGAGUUCCAGCACCAAAAGUUUGACGAAGUCGAGAUCCCGGGGCAGUAUUUGCGUGUCGAGGACAACAAUGCGAACUUUGUACGCAUCAGCCGCUUCUUGCCCGAGUAUGGCCUCUUGCGCUCCAACGGCAUGUGUAAUCGGCGCGUGACAAUUUUGAGCAACAAAGGCACACUCUACUCUUUCACGGUGCAGUUGCCUUCUGCGCGCUACUGCCGCAGGGAAGAGCGCAUUUUCCAGCUUCUGCGUUUGCUCAACACGGUGCUCGAACGCAAGAUCCAAACCCGCAAGCGGGGGCUUGCGUUCAAUGUCCCGACCGCUGUACCCAUUUCGCCGCAGCUGCGCCUCCUCAACUAUGACGAGUCGUUUGUCAGCAUGCAAGAUAUUUACGAGCGGCACUGCAAGGAAAUUGGGCUCGGCAAGGACGAUCCGAUCGUGGCAUGGGUAGAAAAGAUGCGCAGUACCUGGGACGGCGGCUCGCACAGCCGUACAAAUGUCGAUUUUGCCAACCUCCGCAUGGAGCUCAUGGAGGAAAUCAGUGUCAAGAUGAUCUCGGACAAGAUCCUGACCAACUUUAUGACUCGCACCAUGGCGUCGCCAGCGGAUCUUUGGCUUGUACGCAAGCAAUUUACGCUGCAGAUGACGACGACCAUGUUCCUUACCUACAUCUUGUUCAUCAGUGCUAGGUUCCCGGGGCGGAUCCACAUUUCCCGGUCGAGCGGCGCUGUGAUUAUGUCGGAUGUAGUGCCGACGUUUAGCCCAACGGCACCACACUUCAAGUCGCCCGAUCCCACACCGUUCCGCCUAAGUCCCAAUAUCCAGCACUUUAUCGGUGCAAAUGGGAUUGAGGGAAUCGUCACGAGCUCGUUUAUGGCACUGGGCGGUGCUUUGGCAUUAUCAGAGCACGGCCUGGAAGAGUACUUGGGCAUCUUUGUCCGCGACGAGUUGCAGUUCUGGUUCAAUGGGAUCCAGAGGCAGGGACCCAAAAAUGCGGAGCCUUCUGUGGAACUUGUGAUGCGGAACGUGUUUGAGAUUGUAAAAAGGGCGCGCUUGAUGUCGAGCAGAAAUGCCCAGGACAAAGCGUCCACUGUACCAGUAAACCAGGCAGUGCUUGACUUGAUCAAUUAUGCAAGUCACCCUAGUAAGCUGGCGCUGCAGGACCCUACUUGGAUUCCGUGGCUUUGA